This is a messenger RNA of Toxotes jaculatrix (banded archerfish), 2731 nucleotides long. It is a transcript of the gene dync1i1a, whose product is annotated as cytoplasmic dynein 1 intermediate chain 1. NCBI's taxonomy places the organism in Eukaryota, Metazoa, Chordata, Actinopteri, Toxotidae. The coding region runs from base 89 to 2041 and encodes 650 amino acids. The transcript has 18 exons. Gene Ontology annotation, biological process: transport along microtubule. Gene Ontology annotation, cellular component: cytoplasmic dynein complex. Gene Ontology annotation, molecular function: dynein heavy chain binding; dynein light chain binding. The record is from RefSeq and is a predicted model, not a curated record.
UUUUUUUUUCGGGGUGCAGCAGUGAGACAGCAUCUUUGCCGGGUGACACAUCAUUAUCAGUGCGAGUGGACAAGCCUCGUAGGACACCAUGUCGGACAAAAGUGACCUAAAAGCAGAGCUUGAGCGCAAGAAGCAGCGCCUCGCCCAAAUCAGGGAAGAAAAAAAGAGAAAGGAGGAGGAGAGGAAGAAGAAAGAGGUAAGGAAAAAAUCAGAGAGCCAGCAGAAGGCAGAGGUGACCCCAGAGGACUCAGACUUAGACCGUAAGCGUAGGGAGACUGAGGCCCUCCUACAGAGUAUCGGCAUAUCACCGGAGCCACCUCUAGUCCCGACCCCUGUGUCCCCCUCCAAAUCAGUGAGCACACCCAGUGAGACAGGGAGCCAGGACUCAGCUGAUGGAGGAGCGACAGGAAGGUCAGGUUUCUCUAAAAACAAGUCCCAAGCACAGAGCUCAAGGACGCUGCAGUGGGACACAGACCCUUCUGUGCUGCAGCUGCAGGCUGAUUCUGAGCUCGGGCGGAGGAUGCAGAGGCUGGGGGCCUCUAAGAUCACACAGGUAGACUUCCUUCCCAAAGAGGUGGUCUCUUACAGCAAAGAGACACAGACGCUGAUCACCGCCCACCUGUCUGAAGUCGAGGAGGAGGAGGAAGAUGAGGAGAUGAUGGAGGCGAAGCCAGGCCCCGAGUCGGAGCAGCAGGAUGAAGACGACAACAGGGAAAACAAAGAAGGCUCUUUUCCGGUGCUGAGGGAGCUGACAGAGGAGGAGAGGCAGCAGAUCCUCCACUCUUCUGAGUUUCAGAGUUUCUUCGACUGCAGCAUCCGAGUGAUGGAGAGAGCUCUGGCCGAAGACAGCGACAUCUUCUUCGACUACAGCGGCAGAGACCUGGAGGACAAAGAAGGAGACUUGGGCAGCGGCUCCAGUCUCUCUUUCAGUAGGCUCUUCUAUGAUGAACACUGGUCGAAACAUCGCGUUAUCACCUGCCUUGACUGGUCUCCUCAGUAUCCAGAGUUGCUGGUUGCCUCCUAUAACAAUAAUGAAGAUGCGCCUCAUGAACCGGAUGGCGUUGCCCUGGUAUGGAACAUCAAAUUUAAGAAGGCCACUCCUGAGUACAUCUUUCACUGUCAGUCUCCGGUGGUGUCUGUGGGCUUUGCCAGGUUUCAUCCUAACCUGGUGGUGGGGGGUACUUACUCCGGGCAGAUUGUACUUUGGGACAACCGCAGUCACCGUCGGACCCCUGUCCAGAGGACUCCCCUGUCUGCUGCUGCACACACUCAUCCAGUGUACUGCGUGAACGUGGUUGGCACCCAGAAUGCCAACAACCUGAUCACUGUGUCUACAGACGGCAGGAUGUGCUCCUGGAGUCUGGACAUGCUCUCCCAGCCGCAGGAGACGAUGGAACUGGUGUACAAUAAAUCCAAGCCUGUGGCGGUGACAGGCAUGGCCUUCCCCACGGGAGACGUUAACAACUAUGUGGUGGGGAGUGAGGAGGGCACUGUGUACACUGCAUCCAGACAUGGCAGCAAGGCAGGUAUCUGUGAGAUGUUCGAGGGCCACCAGGGGCCAGUGACGGGCAUCAGCUGUCACAGUGCAGUGGGCACCGUCGAUUUUUCCCACCUCUUCAUCACAUCAUCCUUUGACUGGACUGUCAAACUCUGGAGCACCAAGCACAACAAGCCUCUGUACUCGUUUGAGGACAACGCCGACUACGUGUAUGAUGUCAUGUGGUCACCUGUGCACCCUGCGAUCUUUGCUGCCGUGGAUGGCAUGGGCCGCUUAGACCUGUGGAACCUCAACAACGACACUGAGGUACCAACUGCUAGUGUUACCAUUGAGGGUGCGUCGGCUCUCAACAGGGUCCGCUGGUCUUCAGGAGGGAAGGAAGUGGCUGUGGGUGAUUCAGAGGGCCGAGUCUGGAUCUAUGACACUGGAGAGCUGUCGGUGGCUCACGCAGACGACUGGGCACGCUUUGCCCGCACCCUGAUGGAGAUUCGCGCUAAUCGGGCGGACAGCGAGGAAGAGGGUCCUAUGGAGCUGGCUUCAUAGACCAGGACUCCGAAACCAAAGCGGAGUGAAUCAAGAGACCUGGUGUGCUUUUAUCGGUGUCACUGUAGCAUGUGCUUCUCACUCAAGUUUUGUUCCAUUUCUCCACCUUUACGUUCACGUUCCUGUCCUGUCCAAACGAGACGCAGCUUUUAUUGUAUCUUUGCAUUUGCUCCCCUGUAAAUGCAAGCUGUCUGUUAAUGGGUAAACUGUUGACUCCUCCUGAUUUGUCCACCCUUAUUUAUUCGUUUAAUGACUUAAAAUGAUGUGUCGCAUGCAACUCGUGAGCCUACAGUAUAUACAAAGUGGCAGUCUUAUAGCCUUAUGAAGAUAUGUGUACUGUAACAACGCUUUGCACUACUGUAAAAAAAAAAAAGAAACAAAGCAGGGUCCAUAGACUAGUCAUGUAUUGUUUAAGAAAUGUCACGGUCACUUUACGUUGUGCUUCUUUUCUCUGUAAUUUAAGCCUGCAUGCAACUCAUUCUUGAAAUAUUCCAGAUGCGUAAACAUGGAGCUAAUAAUGGUGACGUUUUCACACGUGGGGCUUCGUGGCUGCUGUGUGUCAGUGUUUCAGGGUGUCAGAAACAGGUGUGGUUUUGGCACUUUGGUCUUUAGUUCUGAGCGAGAGCUACGGCUGUAUAUUCUUUCAUGAACUGUAACAGUUAAUAAGAGGUAUAUUGUAAUGCAGAGUGC